Molecule: messenger RNA, 8868 nt
Organism: Falco peregrinus (peregrine falcon)
Lineage: Eukaryota; Metazoa; Chordata; Aves; Falconiformes; Falconidae
Gene: PITPNM3
Product: PITPNM family member 3
Exons: 19
Coding region: 339-3209 (956 amino acids)
Biological process (GO): phospholipid transport
Cellular component (GO): cytoplasm
Molecular function (GO): phosphatidylcholine binding; metal ion binding; phosphatidylinositol transfer activity
Source: RefSeq, a predicted model, not a curated record
GCCGCUCGAGCGCCGGCAGCCGCUCUCUCCAGGUCGUUUAUGAGCAGCCACGGCCCCGCGUUGGCCCGGGCCGGCCCCCGCUGCCUGCGGAGCCGCUCGCUGCGCUUGUAACGACGGCGGCUGCGCCACGGCGGGCGGGCUGCGCGGCGGCACCGAGCGGCGCGGCGGCGUCGUCUCCCGGCCGCGUCUUUCCGCGCCGCAGGCGAGUGGGCGGUGCGGGGCCUCUGCCGGGAGCAGAUGGGGUGGCGGAGUGCGGGGUGCCGUCGCGCCGGGAGGACCCCGCGGACGAGCACCUGACGCGGCUGGCGACGGCUCGGCUGCGAGCGGGCAGCCCUGACAUGGCGAAAGCUCCGCGCCCAGCUGGCCCACGCCGAUUCAGUGGAGCUCAGUGGCACAUGCAGAAUGUCCUCAAAGACUCAGUGGAGAGUUCUGAUGAUGAAUUCUUCGAUGCGCGAGAAGAGAUGGUGGAAGGAAAAAAUGCCAUUCUCAUAGGCAUGAGCCAGUGGAACUCAAAUGACCUUGUUGAGCAGAUAGAAACAAUUGGGAAACUCGAAGAAAAUCAAGGUGAAUUAUAUAGAGCCUCUUCAAGAAAACAAAGGUUCCCAGAACAAGGCAGUAUCGAAAUACACGAGGACAGUGAGGAAGGAGUUCAACACCAGAACUGCAAAACUCAUGUGCUAAUUUUGAUCCUCCAUGGGGGGAGCAUCUUAGACACUGGAGGUGGGGACCACAGCAGCAAGCUGGCAGACAUCAACACCUUCAGUUCUGUGUUUGAGAAAGUGACCCAAGCCCAUUUCCCUGCUGCUUUGGGCCACAUCUUAAUCAGACUUGUUCCCUGCCCAGCAAUCUGUUCAGCAGCUUUCUCUCUUGUUUCCAACCUAAAUCCCUACAGCUAUGAUGAGAGCUGUCUCAGCAGCAGUGAAGACCACAUCCCACUGGCUGCCUUGCCCUUGCUGGCUGUUUCAUCCCCUCAGUACCAGGAUGCAGUUGCCAUGGUGAUCAGUAGAGCCAAUCAAGUUUACAAUGAAUUUCUCAAAUCUACAGAUGGGGCUGGUUUUAAUGGACAGGUGUGUCUCAUUGGUGACUGCAUUGGAGGAAUUUUGGGCUUUGAUGCCGUCUGCUAUAAUUCUAAUACAGCUGAUGGGAGUCGGAACAGUAGCAGGAGAGGAAGCAUCAGCAGCAUCCAGGAUAAUCCCCUCUUAGCAGAGGACUCCAGUCUGGGUGGCAGCAAACGCCUGAGCAAAAGCAAUAUUGACAUCUCGGGAAUCAUGGAGGAUGAGAAGCCAAGGCAGCCACUGCCUCGGAAGCAGAGUGACUCAUCCACCUAUGACUGUGAUACUAUAACCCAACAUCAUGCUUUCCUGUCUAGCAUCCACUCAAGUGUGUUGAAAGAAGGUGCAGACUUUCCUCCUGUGAAUUCCAGUCUCUCAGAAGUAAACCUGGGCCGAUUUGAAUUUGAGGUGUCUGAUUUCUUCCUCUUUGGAUCGCCACUUGGUUUGGUGCUGGCCAUGAGGAGUACUGUUCUGCCUGGCCUGGAUGUAUGCCAGGUCCGUCCAGCCUGCAGCCAAGUGUACAGUUUCUUUCACUCUGCUGAUCCCUCUGCCUGCAGACUUGAGCCAUUGCUGGAGAAAAGAUUCCAUCUCCUUCCUCCAUUCAGCGUCCCACGGUACCAGAGAUACCCACUGGGGGAUGGAAGAUCUCACCAGUUAGGUGAUGCUAUCCACAGCCACAGUGCUCUGUUCCUUGAGAACAGCUCUUUGAACAUACCUUUCUCUCAGGAGAGUCCUGGAUCUCCAAACGCAUCUGAUCAGCCACAAGGAAAACCAAGGAAGUUGAGCUUGGCCAGCACAAACAGUGAAAACUCAGGGUCAACAGAAAGCUUGCCGUCAGCAUACCUCACCAACAUUACUGCAAAGUGGUGGGGAACAAAACGAAUAGAUUAUGCCUUGUAUUGUCCAGAUGUGCUGACAGCCUUUCCAACUGUGGCCCUGCCGCAUCUCUUCCAUGCCAGCUACUGGGAAUCGACAGAUGUUGUAGCCUUCAUCUUAAGACAGGUGAUGAGGUAUGAAAAUGUAAAUUUGAAGGAAAAUGACAACCUGGAUCCGGCAACACUGAGUCCAUCCAAUCCACGAGAAAAAUGGCUACGCAAAAGGACACAUGUCAAAUUGAGAAAUGUGACUGCUAAUCACCGAGCUAAUGAUGUCAUUGCAGCAGAAGAUGGCCCUCAGGUACUAGUCGGGCGCUUUAUGUAUGGACCUUUGGACAUGGUGGCUUUAACAGGUGAAAAGGUUGAUAUCUUCAUAAUGACUGAGCCAUCUUCGGGUAGGUGGGUGUACUUUGACACAGAGAUAUCCAACAGCAGUGGCCGGAUAUCCUACAACAUACCCAAACAAAAGAGACUGAGAGUUGGUGUGUAUCCCAUCAAAAUGGUGGUCAGAGGGGACCAGAGCAGUGCUGCAAGUUACCUGACUGUGCUUCCCCAAGGAAUGGAAUGUGUUGUGUUUAGCAUUGAUGGUUCAUUUGCAGCAAGUGUUUCAAUUAUGGGAAGUGACCCCAAAGUCAGACCUGGGGCCGUUGAUGUUGUCAGGCAUUGGCAGGACCUGGGAUAUCUGAUUAUCUAUAUUACUGGCCGUCCAGAUAUGCAAAAACAGCGUGUGGUUUCAUGGUUGUCUCAACACAACUUCCCACAAGGGAUGAUCUUCUUCUCAGAUGGACUUGUUCAUGACCCACUGCGACAAAAGACCAUUUUUCUCCGGAAUCUCAUGCAAGAGUGCCACAUCAAAAUCUGUGCCGCAUACGGUUCCAUGAAGGAUAUUUCUGUGUACAAUGUUUUGGCUCUGUCACCAUCCCAGAUCUACAUAGUUGGACGAUCAACAAAGAAAUACCAGGCGCAGUGUCAAUUCCUCAGUGAAGGUUAUGCAGCCCACUUGGCCUCGCUGGAGUUCAGUCUCCAUUCACGACCCAAAAAGAACAACUCUCGGAUGAUCUUGAGAAAAGGCAGCUUUGGCCUCCACUCCCAGCCUGAGUUUUUGCGCAAGAGAAACCAUCUCCGCAGGACUAUGUCUGUCCAGCAACCUGACCCACCUUCUUCGAACCCCAAGCCAGAGCGUGCCCAGAGCCAGCCUGAAUCAGACAAAGAUCAUGACAGGCAUUUGCCCUCCGUUGCUUGGGUUCGAAGUGGAGUUCAAAAAUUUGAAUCUGUCCCCUAGGGAGCUUUGGAAUACAGGUCCUGGGUGCACCCCAUUAAACUUGUAGGCAUGCCUCAAAGAUAAUAUUUAGGCAGCUUCAGACUAAGAGAUGUAGAGGGGAACUUGUACCUCGGAGUCUUCGCUGCUUUGGAGUCUGCCUUCUUACACCAACUGGGGAACUUCCAGUCUGUUCCUCUUGACAUGUUUGUUGGGAAAUUUUAAAAUGGUCUAUAACUAUUGCAAGUGCUUAUACCAUCAAGGAAACAGGAAAUACCUUAGGGGUUUUUUUUAGAACAGAUAUAACAAAAUGUGCAAUAAGAGAAAAAGCUGUAACAGGCUGAUUUUACUCAGAAGUAGGAUUGUGAUAUCAGCUAACUAGCUGCACACAAAAUGGUAUACACAGUAGGUCCCAUGGGUUUACAGAGAAGGUUUACACUUUAAACAUUAAAUAGUUGUAUCUGUUUCCACUUCACUCUCAAUAAAGCGAUACGCUUGCAAGGGAAGCAGAGUUGGGAACUACAAUAAUGGGUGGUCAGGAUUUGUACAGCAAGAUGCUUUUUGGGUGCCUUAAACCCAAGAUUUCCUUUCAGCUUACAGUGUUGGUCAACAGACCUCAACACGGGCACUCGUGUUUGUGUGAAGUGCUGGACGUCAAGUAAACAGGAGAACUCCACUUAUGAACCAAAUCAUAAAAGCUUCAUGUUAGAAAUAAAUGUCUGCCACAGUUUGAAGCAGUUAGUGUUGCUGUAUACAAAGUAACGUGCAAGUGUACAAAGAUCACAUUGUUUUGUGGAACUUGGUGACUGUGCAAAAUGUGUGGACUACUCGAGUAAGGAGAUGGCUCUGACUAUCUCAGUCCAAGAUGGAUCCUAAGAUGGUAAGCUAAAGGGAGCCCUUUUACUAAGGGAUCUGCAAACUUCAGAGCAAUUCAUUUUUUUCAUCACUCUAACUAGAAUUUUGCACUGGAGGAGAAAAAAAGUAAUGGAAUUCCUAUGGGUAAAUAGUUAACCUUCUCAUGCUUUAUAGCAACUGUGUUAAGACAAUCUGUAGCAUUUAGAAUUGACAGUAUUUGAGCUUCAAAGAAUGGACGUGCCAAAUUGGAGGUGCCAAAUAGAUGUUUUCCUACUGAUUUAAAUUUCUCUUGGAUCUCUCAAUGAACUCGCUAGAAGUAAAAUGUGUGAAAUUUCCCGAAGUGGUAAUAUUUCUGAAGUAGUGUGGUUGGCUUAAGAUAGUAGCAGUUUGCAGAUUCUUCAUGCAGGAACUUCCACUGCACUAAAUUCACCAAGAGAACUUUCAUGACUGAACCGAGGCAUGUUUUAAAACCUGCAAUGAAGUUGCAACUGCACAUAAACCCCUCUUUCUUUAAAAGUUAAAACCAGACUAUGGACACUGAGAAAGCUUCAGGUCAAUAGAUUUCUUUUCCAGGUUGGUUGGUUGGAUUGUUUUUAAUUUCAGGGAGUUGGCGUGGAGAGGGUGUCAUGCUUCCCCACGUUACUUUCAGGUUUUCCUAGUGUGUAGCUAGACCAGAAACAGUCUCUUGACAAAUCUGUUGGUUCAUGUUUUUGAAAGUUGGCGUGUAAAGCAAACAAGAAAUGCAAAGGAAAACUACUACGACAGUGCAGAAGUAAACCCAAGUCUGUACUCUGUAUGCACUGGAGUUACAGUGUGCUUUUGAAGAGCAUAGUAAUAUGACUUUUGCCUUAAAAGGCAGCAAAGUAGCUUAUAAAUGGAGAUCUUUGAUUUAGUUUUUUAAAUGUUACUUGGCAAGAUUGUCAGUUACCUAUUUCAAACUUCCUGAAAGAUCUGGCACAUCAGUAAUUUGGUUUUUUUCAUAAUGCUUCCUUUAAGGGAAGGGGUAAUCUUUGCUGAAGAUUUAGGAAAGAUAAUAAAAGUUUGGUGGUUCAUACUAAUCAGGAGCAGGUGACUACUUUACAGGAGGCUGGGGUUUUAUGCUGGGUUGCCAAGUCAGCCAGCCACAAAAGCGAAGUGAAAGAUACCGACAGACUACUUUGAAGCAGUCUUCAGGUUUACAAAUGCUUUCCCAGUAAUUUCACAGUUCUUUAACACAUAGGCUUGGAGGAAUUAUUCUGUGUUCUGUCUUGGCCCACUGUGUGUAUUAAUUCUAAUCACAAAGUCCGUUUCUUCUCCUGUCCUCUGCAGGUAGGAGGAGGUUGCACAAGUACACCAGACUCCGUCUCCCUCUAGUCCUGUUCACUGUUAGCAUGUUCCUGCUUGUUACUUUUAAAUAGGCGUGGGAAGCCUAUAAGUAGGCUUGUGAGGGAGGAACUCACUAGGCAAAUUUAAAAUUUGCUGAGGUGGCCUAAAAGCAACAUUGAUUGAUCACAAAGGUCUUUUAAGCACUGGGUGCUGUGUAGCACGUCUCCUGACAGUAAUCACAAUUCCAGCUGCAAAGUUCAAAGCUAAUGUUGCUUUAGCCAUUUACCUCUAUUAUCCAGGAGACUCCAAAAUCUAUUUUUUGUUUUAAUUGCUGUAGUAGAAAUACUUCCUUUCAAAAGAGGGAUCUGUGUGUAAUUCUCUGACUGUAUUAAAGGAACUAGCACCUGAGCACAAGGUUAGAGAAAUCUACGUUGUUAAGGUCUGUCGUUUACUCUUGCAGACACAAUGUCAUUUUGCAGGGUACCAUGUCAUGAAAACUCUGAUUUUGUAUAUUUCUAUUAAUAACCGGGUCACCUUUAAAGUAGUCACUCUGUUGGCUUCUCUUAAUAUUAUGAACUAAUAGUAGUAAAACAAAUGCGUGUGUGUGUGUGUGCAUGAUUUAGAGUGGUAACAAUUUCAAAGUUUCUACACAUGGUAUUGAAAUCAAGCUGAAAAUAUUUUCCCUGACUUUUAUUUCCUACAAUAUAUGAGAGCUUCUGUGGCGUUUGCAUAAUUCCAACACUACUUAUUGCUCAGGGAUAGAAUGGUUUAUCUCCUGAUCACGUGCCUCCAGCUGAGCACUUUGGCAAACAGUGACACAGGCAUUAGCUUGGAGGUUAAGGCUUCAUGUUAAUUAGGAGUAGAUCUUCUGAAACAUCAGAUUCCAGAUGCGUUUGUUUUGAAAGCCCUAGCCAGUUUCCACUGAAGUGGUAAAACAACUUCUGUUGGAGCUGGGAAUAUGAACCAGGCAAGCGUGAGUGUGAUUUUAGACAUCUCAACUAGGUUGGCAGUUCAAGAAAUAUUCUGUGGCAAUAGCUGGGGACCUCAGGCACGUUGCACCACUGUCUUCCCACCCCUGCCCUGCCCCAGCUAUGUUUGGGUGAUCCCUGAGGUUUGUCUGAUGAAUCAAUCACUGGGUUUAUAGCAUAUUUUUUUUCAGUUGUAUUUUCUCUUAAAUCAUUUCCUUCUGGUCAGAAUUUUAGUUAUACACUUUGUCCACAGGAAACUGCAUGCGGUGUUCAUGGGCAUUCAGUUUGCAACUGGAUUUCAGUUUUACUUGUGCUUUCAUGGAAGGAUUAUCAGUCUUCCUAAGUAAGCCGUUUGCUGAGGAUAAGCCUGAUCCUACAGUCUUCUUACUGCAGGUCCUCAUUGCUGCAGUCUCUGUGCAGUCAGCACUUAAAACUUUUUAGGCUGUGGAAGUGUUAAAGCAUACACAGAUGGGAAAAGGGACAGAGAACUCAGGUGGGAAUGGUGGGUGCCCGAGGAACAUGGGUUAGACUUAGUUCUAGCAGCUUUAGUGCCUCCAGUCUGUUACAGAAAAGCAUGUUCUUUUGACGUGCUAAAUGGAGUAAGCAUAAGUGAAAUCGUAAAACACAAACCCUUAUUCCAGCAGGUGCUAAGGCAGGAGAACAAGUCAGUGCAAAGUAGGCUACAGUUGGAAGCAUUUACUUCUUUGUCCUGUUGAUACAGAUCCAGUUUUAAAUUACUGUAAAAAAUGGAUGUGAUCAAUAGCAGUGGUAGACUUACCUGAGAUAUUGUGAAAACACAUCUUCACAACUGUGGUGUUUUGGUUUUGGGUGUGUGUUUCUGUGUGUGUGUGUGUAGCUACUGGAAGACAUCUUACGCUUUGGUGCUGCUUUCACAGCAAAUUUGUAACCAAUAUAUUUUUAAAAAAAAAAAAAAAACAAAAAACAAAACGAAAAACAAGAUGGCUGUUUAUUCAAUUUUGUUGUCUAGUUAGGUAAGUUUGAAAAAAGAUAUCAUUGUAUAAAGAGUGCAGAAUAUUCCACAGACCUGAAUAGUGAUGUUGAUCCAAAUCUGCUUAUUUUAAAUAUUUUUUUUAAAAAAAAAAAAAAGUGUUUGCAUACACUAGUGCUCUUGGAACAGGUUCUUGCUUGACCAAAGUACUCCUGUUUAGUUUGUGGCAUGGUUUAUAUCUGUUUGGCAUAAAAUUUUGUUAGCUGUAAAAAUGACAGGGCAUCGAUAAUUCUUGUUUGUUGGGAUUCAUGAGAACUGCCAUUUUGAUUUGUUUACAUGAAAAUAGUCUUAAUUCUUACAGAUUACUUCACCUGUUCCUCUAGUACCUAGGGAAGUCACUUCUAAACAGAGUUAAAACCUUCAGUGGUUAUGCAGAAGGGGAAUUACCAGUAAACCAGAGGGAAAAAAAGUCACACUUUACUAUUAAAAUAAGCAGAACAUUGACACUUUAUGUGGAAGCUCCACCGUUUGGCAAAAUAGCCUUUGUUUGCCAUUAUUAGUGGACAAGUUGUCCCAUUUACACAUUGCAGUCUUCAGGCCAGGGCACUGCUACUGGGUACAUUUAAGUAAAUCCCCACUACUUAGAUCUAUAGUAUCAUCAUGUACUUCGUGGAAUAAAUUAGAAGAGAAAAAAAAAAUUUCCUUCUUUCUACAUUGUUUCCUGUCUUAAAUUUGCAAAAAAAAUUUUGCUUAUAUGCAUUUUUGAUAAUACCUGAAAUCAAUAGAUAUUUUCAGUUUUAAAAAUUUUAAGUGCAACAGUUGUUACUGAACAAACUGGAUUUUCCCCAGGUUUUCAUCCUCCUCUUGCAUCUAAGCAACAGAAAGGAGUAUACAUCAUAAAAGUACUGGAUGAUUGGAGUAUUAGCACCUUUUUAAUAAGCGAAUUGGCUUAAUAAUGGAGAGAUUGUACACUGCAAUUUCAUGAUUUUUCUGAUUAGAGCUUGAAAUACGGAAUUUGAACUCAAGAUUUCUGCAUUGAAUUGUUCAAUUCAGGCAUGCAGGGAAGAAGGUGGCACAUUCCAUCCUCAUCUGGAGCUGGUACAGGAUAUUUUUCCUAUAAACACAAAACUUUCCAACUUGCCUCCUCAGCUUCUCUAAGAGCAGUGAUUCCUCGUGGUCUGUGUUCAUAGCUUCAGCAGAAACUGUGGGUUUAACAAGGUAAUUUGACUUCCAUGAUGUUUAAGCACUCAAGUGUAAGUAUAGGUUACUACAGAUGAUCCUAAAAUCAGUCCCCCAUUAAAUAAAAUGGAGGUAAUAACACGUUUUUCUGGAUGAAAAGAGUUUUGUUUUGUUUUCAGAAAUAAGAAAUGGCCCAGAACAGCUAGAAUCCUGUGCCAUGGACUGUGGAACUGAGGUCAGGAGGGGUUAUUUCCUCUUUCCCUCAUUUUAGUUCAAGCCCAAGUUAAGGGGAUUACAGUUUACCCUCUAUCUCUGUUUAUCUUGAUAAGCUACCUUUGAAACCAGAUACAGUUGUGGGGGACAGUGAAACAAAUUUGACAGUUCAUUUCUCGUUUGUAAGGAUGUACAGAACAUGGUGGGAGAGGAC